Messenger RNA from Notothenia coriiceps (black rockcod), 4573 nucleotides. It is a transcript of the gene efnb2a, whose product is annotated as ephrin-B2a. Gene Ontology annotation, molecular function: ephrin receptor binding. The transcript has 5 exons. Bases 665 to 1672 code for a protein of 335 amino acids. Gene Ontology annotation, cellular component: plasma membrane. The record is from RefSeq and is a predicted model, not a curated record. Lineage: Eukaryota; Metazoa; Chordata; Actinopteri; Perciformes; Nototheniidae. Gene Ontology annotation, biological process: ephrin receptor signaling pathway; axon guidance; blood vessel morphogenesis.
GCAGCACUAAGGCAUCAUCGCUACGCUGUGUGCGGCCGUGUGGAGGACGAUAUCUGCAGGACCGAGCCGCGGCACUUGUUGGGGGAACCUCUAGUAUGAGAACUUCCAUUACAGCUCCUUUGAUUUCUUUCAUUCUCAUAUUUUACCAUUUUUUUCAUUUUGACCAUCCGACCUCAUAGUUUUGCCCUUCUCAUUUUUCUGCUGCUGUCACCCACAGUUUGUAGCUCACCACCACCACCACCAGCAGCAGCAGCAUCUGAAGGGGAAUAUCUCUCCAUUCCAGCCCCAGCCUCUCUGUCCUUUUCUCUGCUGCUGAUUUGGAUUUUGGCGUGCACUGCUGGACUAUUACGCAGGGGGAUUUAUAUUUUUAUUGAUUUCCAUCUGCCGCCUGCCCCACUACUUUUUUUUCUCUGUGAGGGAUGUAUUACAGCGCGGAGAAGUGUGCGCUCUGAACAGGGGAGAAUAUACACCCGCUGCCGCUGAAUGAACUACUGCCGUGCGCCUUUGCUUUUUGGAGCUCCUCUGGAGAUGCUCUGAUCUGGAUUUGCGCAUCUCUGAAUCGGGAUAUAAACUGAAGAAAUUGCCACGGUCAGCCUUUUUUUCUGGAGCGCUUGAUUUGUUUUUUGUGGACAUAUUCGACAAGGAUUGUGCGCGCAGGCUAACCAUGGGGGACUCGAUGUGGAGAUAUUAUUUCGGAGUUUUGUUUAUUGCCUUCAAAGUGGACUUGUGCCGGGCGAUCAUCCUGGAGUCCAUCUACUGGAACACAACAAAUACCAAAUUUGUGCCGAGCCAAGGCGUGGUGCUGUACCCCCAGAUCGGGGAUAAGUUGGACAUUGUGUGCCCCCGUUCGGAAGCCGGGAUGAAUGAUGCCGUGGAGUAUUUCAAGGUAUACAUGGUGCCCCGGGACCAGCAGGAUAGCUGCACCAUCACCAAGGCCGACACGCCACUCCUCAACUGUGUCAAGCCCGACCAGGACGUCAAGUUCACCCUCAAGUUCCAGGAGUUCAGCCCCAACCUGUGGGGCCUGGAGUUCUUCAGAGGGAAGGACUACUACAUCAUCUCUACAUCUAACGGCACAAUGGAGGGCAUCGACAACCAGGAGGGGGGAGUGUGCAAGACCAAGUCCAUGAAGAUAAUCAUGAAAGUGGGACAAAAUCCCUCUGACCCUAUUUCACCCAAAGACAGCCCCACCAGAGUACCCUACUCUCCCAAGAACCCAGAUGGCAAGGAGGCCUACAACCCCAACGAAGUGCUGGAAAAACCAGGUGUAGCACCCAGAGAAGGCGCCGGCGACGACAGCGGCGGAAAGUCCUCGAGCGGCAUCGCCUCUGACGCUGCCAUCUUCGUGGCCAUUGCUUCGGGCAGCGUCAUCCUCAUCAUCAUCAUCAUCAUGCUGGUCCUUCUGCUGCUCAAGUACCGGCGGCGGCACCGCAAGCACUCGCCGCAGCACGCCACCACGCUGUCUCUGAGCACCCUGGCCACGCCCAAACGGGGCGGAGGGGGCGGGAACAAUAACGGCUCGGAGCCCAGUGACAUCAUCAUCCCUCUCAGGACUGCUGACAGCGUCUUCUGCCCGCACUACGAGAAGGUCAGCGGCGACUACGGGCACCCGGUCUACAUCGUGCAGGAGAUGCCGCCUCAGAGUCCGGCCAACAUCUACUACAAGGUCUGAGGCGGGACUUUUAAAGCAAGAGAAGAACUUGAACAAUCCCGGGCAGAAAAGCGGGUUUUUAGUUGGCACCGCCGGCAUGCCUACAAUCACUCUUUCUCUCUCUGUCGACUCCUCCUCCUCGUCCUCCUCCUCGUCCUCCUCGUCCUCCUCGUCCUCCUCCUCAUCUCUGAUGUUUUUUCACUACUUUUUCUUUAUUGCUGAUACCUUAUGGCUCUGGUUUGGUCCCAGUCGGUGCUGACGGGGCGGGUGGAGGGAGCCGGAGAGAAGGCUCCUACCGCCACGGUCUCCGCUCUCUGGGGGCUCUUGGGAAAUAGAGGACAAAUCUCUUUUUUUCCAUCGAUGCUGCUCCCGGUUUUGUUUUGUGUACUGCAGCCAGCAUUUUAGAGGAACUGAGUGUUGAGGGGUCGGAAAGUGAAACGGAUGCACAGCUUUUUCUCGGACAGAAGGACGAAUGUAUGGAUUGGAAGGUUAACUGGCAGGAAUUUUUGACCUCACAUUUAAGAGAGACUACUGCUUGGAAAAAGAGACAAAAAACAAGCGAGGAGGAGAUGCCAGAGAAUUCGGGCUGACCAUGAACUCACAAAAAUGGCCGCCCUCCCUUAAUGCCCACUAGCCGGAGAGACUCUUUGCGUUCAGCAGUCGGACGAGGAUUCUCACCCCGAUUCCUCUCCGGGACUUUCCUGACUGACUCAUGGAGAUCACCCAAUCACCCUGCCACACACAUGCUCACCAUCACAUAAACACACAUUCACCCACACACACAGACACACUGUCUCACCAGUGAACUGUUUGGGUUUAAGUGUGGAUUACACAAUUUUCUCCUCAUUCCCACGUAUGUUUUUCAGAAAGUCACUUCUUCUAGAUGAAGGUUUUAAGCAAGAGGAAUAGAUUCCCUUUUGUAUUGUACUGUCAACAUUUACUGAUCUUGUUUAUGUUCGUAUCUGGUUUCCAUAUGUGGAUAGAGAGAUGUUUUUCUUUUCCUUUGUCAAAUCGUGUGUAAUGUUCAAACACAAGUGACCCAACAGUUGGCCAGGAGUGGCCAGAGCAGGAAAAGUGAGGAUUACACAGGCGCCCUCUUGCUAAUGGGCGCCUGUCAGGUCUGCCCAGGUGGCUUCUGGGAAGAGUGGAGGCCUCUCGUAUACAUAGAGCAGCACUUUUAACCCCUUUCUGGUACCUCCACUCUUCACAGCAUUCACAGUGAUGGCUAGAGAUGGGAGAGCAGCUGUAUCCCGUCAGAUUUACUAGUGAGGGCUCGCCUCAUCUUCUCCAGAACCUGGGCUUUUCACACGGGAAAGUGUUAGGGGCAAUAAGAAAUCCAAAACCCGCCUUACUGACGUUUUUCACAUGAGGUGAAGAAGAGGCCUGAGAUGUAGUUGAGGUUAGCGAAGCUGGCUGAAACAGCUCGAGGUACUGUACUGUUUACCCCCGGGGUCCAAUGAUGAGCAAGGGUGACAGGUGCUCUCCUAUUCUUGUUAAAAAAUUAAAAAAGCACAGGGACAUCUUCUUACAUCGUCACUGUUUCUCAAUCUCCAUUAGCAUUUCCAUAUUGUGAUCUUUUUGAUUUUCUUAUUUUUCUUUUACAAUAUAGAUGUACAUUAAAAAAAAGAACAUUACGAAAGAUGAAAUAAAACCAUAAAAAAGUCAAAUAAAAAGCAGAAUUUAUUUACGAUAGACACAUAGAGCACAGGUGUUGUCAGGCGGUAGGGACAGGAGGAAGAAGUCAUGUUAAUAUAUUAUGGUAUAAGUGCACAUUAUGCAAUCUAGGUUUUUGAUUAUUUUAUAUCUCUCGACCCGCUGAGUCCCGUAUUUCAUGAGCUCUCGGUCCUGGGAAACAGGACAAGGGUAGGGGGGGGCAGGGCUAACUCACCCAAAAUAGCUCACAUUGGUGUACACAAGGGCAGAGUAGCUGUGUCUGCCACACUCACUCAGUGUAGCAUCUCCCAAAGGAUAAUUCUCAUGAACACCCAAUCCCCUCAAACACACCUCCAUGUGCAUGUGUGUAUGUGUGUGUGCGCGUGUUGAGCAAGUCCAUAUUUCAGUGCAUCACAUUCAUUACUAUCUUUGGCUUUGGAUCAUAAUCGUGACUUAAGCAGUUUCACAGAGCAUGCAUCAGCCCAUCAUCCACAUCGCCAUUUGUUCAUGAAGAACAUCAAAUUUCACCGAAAAGCCAAGCCUUGUAUGAUCUGAGGUUUGUGCCUCUAAGAGGCCACAAAAUCUGCAAAUAUGCAAUUCUUAUUUAUUUUUUUAAUCGAUUCUGAGAAGAAGAAAAAAACCCACCUAUGGAAAGUGUUCUUAACAACAAACAAAUGACACAAAACUAGCAAAGUACGUCACACAAGCCUGCUGUUAGUUUUUAUUUCCUGCAUUUUUUUGUCCUAUUAUUUGAACCUUUUCUGUUUUAACGAUGUGCCGUAGUACAAAGGUAAACUGUGAAACCAUUAAAAAAGCAUAUAUAUCACACCCGAACAGGUAUUUAAGAAAAAGAUGAAAAAGACACACACAAAGAAAUGGCUGUUUAGUUGCUAUCUGUCUGCGGCAGAAUAUGACAAUCUUAUUAGUUUAUUUGAAUCUGAUGUCCUUUUCUUAGCUGCCCCUCGACUAGCGCUCUCCCAGCGUUGAGCAGGUUUGGUUCUGACGGUUCUGAAACGUGGAGCGAUGCUGUGAGAGUCUUAGCACAAAGGCUAGGAGAAGCACCUCAGGCUUCUGUAAAAUGCCUUGCUCGUAUGGUCAGCCCUUGGUCACUUGACUCAGUAAUUUUGCACCGUACUUCUGUAGGUAAGAAACUGUAAAUACAUUAAUGUUUGUAUUGUAUAUGGAUCCUGGGUUGUUACAAUAGCCUUAUUCACCUUUUUAGGAAAGUAAAUGAAAAAAAAACGAUAGAAAAAAUUGAAUUCACUUCAG